Molecule: messenger RNA, 1952 nt
Organism: Myxozyma melibiosi
Lineage: Eukaryota; Fungi; Ascomycota; Lipomycetes; Lipomycetales; Lipomycetaceae
Exons: 1
Coding region: 130-1569 (479 amino acids)
Source: RefSeq, a predicted model, not a curated record
CUCGUCUCUGGUCUCUCUACCGCAGUUGCUCACUUUCAGCGAGUCUUUGUCUGUGAAAGAAGCUGUUUGUGAAAACAAGCUGGACAAGUACAUAGAGAUACCAGCGAGCUAGCAACAGCGACAGCGACAAUGGCUCCCUCCACACCCCCAAAACUCGAGAACCUAUUCUUCGACGACGACGACGAUGAGGAAGAGGAGAACAACUCUGAUGGCGGCAGGAGUGUUGCGAGUACACCGAAAUCAGCACGGUCGACGAGAUCGACAUCUUCCUCGCAACAUACCUACGGCGGAAGCGACAGCGACGCGCUAUUAACCCCGCGCACUCGUGUGCGAAUGAUGAUGGCCGGGUCAAGUCUCGACGACGACGACAAGGAUGAAGAUAGUGACGAGAGCAACGCCGGUGCAGACGAGAGCGAGGCUGAUAGCGAGGCUGAUAGCGACGCCGGAGAGGGUGCGGGAGAAACAGAUGUGCAAGAGAAAUAUAAUCUUGCGCGGCAAAGAAUGAGAGAUUUGCUGAAGCGGGCGACGAAGACGCGUCUGGCGUCGCCGCCUACGCCUCCGGAGUUUGAUGAUGAGGUUGUUGAUUGGGUCGAUGGUCGAGGAGAUGAAAGUGAGGGUGGAAGUGAGAGUGAUGUGCAUCCCGGAUUUGAAUUGGUAGACGAGAGCUCGAAGUCGCCGUCGCCGCGGGCUGCAGCCAUCGUCGAACCCACCCCAGCACCAGCACCAACAACCACAACCACAACCACAACCACAACCACAACCACAACAUCAACCUCAUCUCUGUCCGCCGAAUCCCUCCUCCGCAUAAAACGCCACCUCGAAAAAUCCCGCAUCGACCUCGGCCCGCUCUCGAAAGAAACCAUCGCGGAGGGCGAAAGCGACUCCGACUACGAAAGCGACACAAACUACGACGAAGUGAUACAGCGGCGCGAACGGCGACUUGCGCGCGCGUUGCAAGAGCUUUCGUCUUCUGAUGAUGAUGAGGAGGGAAAUGGGGAUUCGGAUAAGGAGAAUAGAAAGCCGGUGAGGCAGAGACGGAGGAAGACGUUGGGGAAGAAGAAAGUUGAUGAGCGUGAACCGGCCCAGAAAGGCGUGGCCCGCGUGAAAGGCGUCACGCGAAGAAAGAAGAGGGCAUCGAAACCAAACCCGCCUUGCCGUCGCCGCGCCUCCCUAUCCGGCUCUGACCUCGACGUGAUUGCCGGCGCAGCAGCCCAUCAUCCAAGCGCCUCCGACACCGCCCUAUCCUCCGACGACCUCUCCGACCUCGCAGACCUCACCAAGUCCUCUUCCUUCGCCGACGACCUGCGCAAGCGGCGCCAGGCGCGUCUGUCUGCGGAAGCGAAACGGCGCGCGGCGGAGCUGGAGCGGGUGAAGCUCGAGCGCGAGGUGGAGGAGAUUGACGAGAAUGACUUUCUGGAUAGCGAGGAUGAGUUUUGGGACGCGAGGAAGCCGAGGAAGGCGAGUAAGAAGGCGAUGGAGGAGAUGAGCAGAGAAGCUGCUCGCGUUGAGCGAAGUACGUCCAUUUCACCUCCUUCCUUUCUCCUACACAUAACAUAUUUGAGAUACUAACAACUACAACUCUAGACCGCCAACUCGCCCUCCAACCCGUCACGGUCGGCAAAAUCAGCAAAGAAACGCUCUUUGCAAAGUUCGCAUUCGACGCAAACGCCACCAGCGGCAAAUACAAAGUCGAACAACCUACUGCUGCUGCUGCUGCUGCUGCAUCCUCCUCGCCGUCAAAGGGUGCAGACGGGGUUCUCGACAGCGACGAGCAUAGUGCGGAUAGUACGCCUGCGACGUCGCCUGUUAAGCGGCAGAGUCCUGGGAAGCAGCACUUGAAUCAUGAAGCUACCUCUGCACCCUCGGUGGCGAUUGAUCCAGGCCAGAGUGUCGAGUCUGAUAGCGACAUUUUCGAAGACGAUGACGGGGAGGAAUUUGAUUUGGCAAAGAUG